CAGGAAACACGGGAAGAGUUGGAUUACUGUACGCAAAGCUGUCUCCUGGGUUUACAUACCAAAGGCGAACUAGACUCCCAAUGCCCAAAUAUCGACCGCCAUCGCCUCUCACAGCCCACAAACCGAUACUUAAUCGACCAAUCCGACCUGGUACGUCUUCUGAAACAGCAACUAGACGCCCGCCCAGAUUACUACUGCGAACCACAUAGUCCCCCAAGCAGUAAAGGAGUCCCUCUAAAAAUCACCCUAAUACCACACGGCUACACAUUUAUCGGCAAAGGAACAACUGCCACCCUAUGGCUCGAAAUACGCCGCGAAGCCGACGUCUACCAAGUCUUACGCGCAUGUCAAGGCUCCGCAGUCCCCGUAUUCCUCGGCACCCUCGAUCUACACAAAACAUUCCUCAUGCACCCAAGUACAUGCAUUAGGCAUAUGCUGCUGUUAUCGUAUGCGGGUGAUCGGUCGAUCUCA
Messenger RNA from Aspergillus glaucus CBS 516.65, 471 nucleotides. RefSeq lists its product as uncharacterized. The annotation marks the transcript as partial. The record is from RefSeq and is a predicted model, not a curated record. The transcript has a single exon. NCBI's taxonomy places the organism in Eukaryota, Fungi, Ascomycota, Eurotiomycetes, Eurotiales, Aspergillaceae.